GACCAUGGAAGAUGCGGGGAAAGCCCUCGCGAUCUCUCCUCCGCCGUUUACUCGAGCAGUCGUCUCUUCUUCUUCUUCCUCGCUCUCCCGCGUUCUUCCAUUCACAUGAUCGUCUCAGAUCUCAUGGUUGUCGGCCACCGAGGAAGUGCCACCAGGUUUGGCUCUCGUACCCCUUCUCAACUUGUUGUGCUUCAAAGCCUAGAUCGAUUCCAUCCCCAAAUGCGGCGAACAGUGUUAGGAGUGGCAGUGGUGAGGUUGAAUUGGGACCGAUAUUGCAUAUCGGUAUCGGGAAAUCUGUUCUCUCUAGGUGUUCUUUCCUGUGGGCGAAAAAAACUGACACCUUUGUGGAGGAAUCGUCUUUGCAAGACAUCCUCAAGGUAUAUGGAGAUCUGGCCCCUGAGAGAACUCGCCGUUUCUGGAGAGCUUCGGAACUGAGACCUGCAGAUUUCCUUGAAAUUCUUCUGGGUUUUGGAGAUGGCGAUUUGAGUUUGAGACAGGUUGAUUUUUUGUGGAAGUUGUUCAGAUGGGCUGAGAGACAGACUCCAGGUUUUAAUCACCUUCCCAGGUCUUAUGAAGCCAUGGUUUUGGUUCUUACGGGAGCUCACAAAUAUGAAGAUGCAGAAUCCUUACUUCUAGAAGCUGAAUCAAACGAGAUUUGGUUUAACUCUGUCCCACUGUUUAGCAUCAUAAUUCAAGGCUAUGCUGAAUAUGGAAAAUCAGAGAAGUCAUUGGCUCUGUUCGACAAAGUCAGAGAGAGGGGUAUAAUACCAUCGCCAUCCACUUAUCAAGCUCUUUUAAGCCUUUUUACAAAACAUAAGAAAAUUGAGUUGGCUACAAAAGUGUAUUGGGAUAUGGUUGAGGUUGGUUUAGCAUCAUAUUCUGAAGACUGCAUCCUGAAUACCAUUGUUGAUGGACUGACAAAUAGCAACAAAAUCCUUGAGGCCUUAACCUUGCUCAGGAAGCUGAGGAGUUUGGGUAUCACAGCGAGCAAUUUCGCUCUUUCAUCAGUUGCUUUAGGAUUCUGCAAAAAGAAGGAUUUUGAAGAUAUGAUAACCUUUCUAGAUGAGUGGAGGCAUGCUCCUGAAAUUUAUAUUUGCAACAAAAUAAUUUCUUCAUUGUGCUUAGGUAUGGGAGCACAACAAUCAUGGUCCUUCGUGCAAAGAAUGGAACACUUUGGCUUCAAGCCAGAUUCGACUACCUUUAGUAUCCUUGCUUAUCAUAGUUGUAGGAACAGAAAACUGAAGGAUGGAUUUGUUUAUCUCUCAGAAUGCUUGUCCAGAGGUUUAGCACCGAAUACCUACAUUUAUAAUGCCCUUAUUAGUGGGAUCUUUAAGAAGGGAUUGCAUGGACAUGCUAAAGAUAUCUUUGAGGACAUGCUAGAAAGAGGUAUAAUGCCAAAUCAUAUGACAUUCAGAAUUUUGUUGGCUGGCUAUUGUAAAUUUAGAAAAUUUGACAAAGUUAAAGAGGUCCUCUCCGAUAUGAAGAAUCGCUGCUUGAUUUCUCUGGAUCCCCUAGAUGAUACACUCUCUAAGGCCUUAAUGUUUCUAGGACUUGAUCGCUUGGAUGUAAAAGUAAAGCGAGAUAAUAAUGUUGGAAUUUCUCGAUCUGAAUUCUUUGACUGUCUUGGCAAUGGAUUAUAUUUAGAUACUGAUAUAGAGGAUUAUGAAACUUCCUUGGAAAGGAUCCUUGAUGACUCUAUAUUUCCUGAUUUUGAUUAUUGUUUAAUGCGGAAAAAUGACAAUGUUGAUUUACAGAUCGCACUUGGAGUAAAAGAUGAAUUAAUCCAAUGGGGACAGAACCUUUCAUAUUCUACCUAUGCUAAUUUAUUAAGAUGCCUUGCUGCUAGCCAAGACCACCUAAAACAAGCUGUUGGUCUGCUUCGUGAUAUGCCAGACUUAUUUGAACAGCUUGAUGGUGAAACUCUUAAUUUGCUCCUGCAAAUGCUCAGCAAAAAUGGAAUGGUAGACACUGCAAUGUUUAUUUUAAGGAGGAUGUUUAACAGAGAUGUGAUGGUGGAGAGUCAAUCUUUUAUGAUGCUCAUUGUUGGAGUAUGCAAAGAAAGGGACAUUGAUGGACUCAAAGAAUGCUGCAACCUUAUUCUAAAAUGCUUGUGGUCACCAGAAUCCAAGAGCAUUAAGCCUCUUUUCAACUCUUUGUGCAAGUGGGGAUUGAUUGAAGAAGUUCUACAGCUUUUUGAUAGGUUAAUUGAGAACUAUCCUGAAAUGGUUUCAUUUUUAUCUAUCAGGCUUCUGAAGGAAUUAUGCAUGACAGGCUAUACAAGUGUUGGUUGUGUGUUGAUGGAGGAACUUUCUCAGAGAACUAUACUCAUGGAUGUCACAGCCUAUCAAUAUCUAGGUAUGGGUUUCUUGAAGGAGAAGCAUCUUUCUGAGUCACUAGGAAUGUUGGACAUAUUACAUAGCAAGAACAUGGCCUUUUCUAUAAAUGUUUACCAGAACUUUGUACGAGUAUUACUUAAGUUUGGCAGAAUUGAUGAAGGAUUUGCUCUUAAGCAAUCUUUGCUGACCAAGAAGCCUGACAGUGCUAUUGUUACUUACAGCAUUCUUCUGAGUGAGUUAUGCAGAACAAAAAAACUGAAUGUUGCUUCAUCUCAAUUGCAAGAGAUGCUUCUGGGUGGAAUAUUUCCAUAUGAUACUGCUUUCAAUGCACUUUUACGAAUGUAUUGCUUGUCAAAUAAUUUACGGGAAGCACGUGGUAUACUUGGUAUCAUGGUAAGAGUACAUUGUAACCUAUCUAUUUUAGGAUACCGGAGUCUUGUAAGGCAGAUGCUCUUGAAUGGUCUGAUGUCUUGUGCUAUCCGACUCAAGGAUCUGAUCCUGCAUAAAGACAGAUCUCUACAACUGUGCUUGUAUAACAUUUUGAUAUUUUAUCUCUUUCAAACAGGUAAGAGUUCUUUUGUUGAAACACUAUUAAGCGAGAUGGAUGACAAAGACAUUUGUCCUGAUAAAAAUACUUAUGAUUUUCUUGUGCAUGGUUUUCAUAAAUGUGGAGAAGGUCAGCUAUCAGUUGAAGCACUUAAUACAAUGAUUUACAAGGGGUGGAAGCCCAGCAAUCGGAGCAUGAGAAUAGUCGUGUGUUAUUUAUGCAAGGAUGGCAAACUUGGAAAAGCAUUAGAAUUGAGCAAAGUGAUGGAACAUAAUAAAUGGAAGCAUGGUUCAGUAGUCCAGAACGCACUUGCUGGGUCCCUUCUUAGAUGUGGUAGCCUUUCUGAAGCUGAACUUCUCUUGGACAGAUUAGAUAAAAAGGGUCUGAUUCCCAUGAAAAUUGAUUACAAUUCUUUGGUUCUGCAUUUUUGCUUGCACGGUAGAAUAAAGAAAGCAGUUGAACUGCUGAAUGUGAUGCUUAAAAAGGGCAACGUUCCAAGUGACACAAGUUAUAACUCAAUAAUUCUCAGAUUUUGCCAUUGUAAAACAUUUGACCAAGCACUUGAUUUCUUUGUUGAAAUGCUGCAUAAGAACAUUCUGCCUAGUGAAGAGUCUCGUUAUGCUCUAGUGAAUGGUCUUUGUGAGAACGGAAGGACUGAUGAUGCACGGAAUUUACUAAGAAGUAUGCUUCAAUUCAGUCUUCCUCCAACUUACAACAUGUACAACUGCGUUCUUAAUAGUUUCCGUCUUAGUGACAACCUAGACAAAGCAUCAGAGCUUCUGAAUGAAAUGCAAUUGGCUGGACACUCUCCUAAUUUUGAGACUCAUUGGUCCAUUAUAAGAAAUUUGGAUAUAGAAAGUGACAAUGAUAAUGUUAAGAAUAUUUUAGCUGGUAUACUUUCUGGGAGUCAAGUUCCUGUAAAGAAUUCCAAGAGAAAAGGUUUUUGAUAUUCUAGACUCUCUCGUCCAAUUUAGAAAGUGUAGGAAUCUUCUUCCAUAAAAUCCACUCCAUUAAUCUUCCUUGGGUAUUGAUUUUUUGUAAUAUAUGAUGCAAGCUAUGAUGAUGUUUCUUUUUAAGUUGGCCAACUAUCCUUUUCAUUCACCAUCGAUGCUCCUGUUGGUAACAUAAAAAGUGAAUUAGGUUGGGUUAGAGAGAUGAAACUGGAGCAACUAAUGAUGGUUAUAUAUGUGGACUCGCUUUUCACUCCACCCGAAGAACCAAAAGUGCAAAAUCUAUUUUGGAAUUCACAACCAUUGCCAUCUUUAGGUUAAAGGAGACAAUCAGAAGUGAGUUUGCCUUCUUUAUACUUGAUCAUUUCAUCCAGCUGAUAAGGGUAUCAGAUUUUGCGAAUGAUUGAUACCGGUUCCAACAGAGCAUCCAUGGAGUCCCUUGCUUGUGGUAGAAGAAAAGGU
This is a messenger RNA of Zingiber officinale, 4295 nucleotides long. RefSeq names its product pentatricopeptide repeat-containing protein At5g15280, mitochondrial-like. Bases 12 to 3830 code for a protein of 1272 amino acids. Lineage: Eukaryota; Viridiplantae; Streptophyta; Magnoliopsida; Zingiberales; Zingiberaceae. The transcript is spliced from 3 exons. The record is from RefSeq and is a predicted model, not a curated record. Gene Ontology annotation, molecular function: protein binding.